CCCAUUUGGCUUCUCGAAGAAAAAGUGUGGCAGGCAGAGAUGACGAAGCAGAUGAUCCUUCGAGACAUUCAAAUCCUUCGUCUCUAAGAGAAAUUUCCAGAUCAAGAGGCUCAGGGCAAGAUAUGGCGCAGGAGCAGGAAGAAGCGGUGGCUGAGGCACGUGAUCAGAACGAUUCCCCCGUCGCCGCAACCUCCGAUAGCGUGAAUGAGAAUAAGAAGAAGGGGAAUGGAUUCUUCUCGCGUAUUUGGAAUGCCAUGUUUAGAGACAAAGGAGACGAUUUCGCGAAGAGGCUUGAAUACAUCUCUAAGGAAGAAGCAAGCGUUGUAUCCAGGAUCAAACGCAGAUCGAUCACGUGGAGGAAACUCACCAGAAACCUCGUCCUUUCCUCCUUAAUCUUUGAGGUAAUUGCAGUGGGUUAUGCGAUCAUGGCAACCAGAACUAAAGAUUUGGAUUGGAAGAUGAGGAGUUUCCGGAUCUUGCCUAUGUUUCUAUUACCUGCUCUCUCUGCUUUUGCUUAUUCCUCCAUCGUCAGCUUCUCAAAGAUGUUUGACCGCAGAGAUCAAAGGACAUUGGAAAAGCUCCGAGCUGAAAGGUUGGAUAAAAUCAAUGAGCUUAAAGAAAGGACCAAUUUUUACAUCACCCAACAACUUAUUGAGAGAUAUGACCCCGAUCCAGCUGCAAAAGCAGCCGCUGCAACUGUCCUGGCAUCCAAAUUGGGUGCCGACUCUGGCUUAAAAGUAGUUUUAGGAGAUGAAUCCCAAGUAGAUCCGGCGUGGGGAAAGAGUAAUGACAUGGAGGUCAACCAAUCACGAGGGCUGAGGAAUCGAAGACAUCCGAAUACUAGACCCCACGGUUCUGCAAGCACUUCAACACAUCAUUCUGAUGACGAGUCUCGCCAUUCUGGGGAAACCGAGAGAUUACUAAGCACCGCGGAGCAAAGCCAGGAGAUGCUGGUUGAGCAUUACAGUCCCCAGGGGUAUGCGGCUCCCGAUGGCAGUUGGAUCUCACGCAUCGCGGCUCUCCUUGUGGGCGAAGAUCCCACACAGUCAUUCGCAAUCAUUUGUGAGAACUGUCAUAUGCAUAACGGACUUGCUAGGAAAGAGGAUUUUGAGUAUAUUACGUAUUAUUGCCCUCACUGUAACGCCCUGAACAAACCGAAGCAUUCAGAGGAGAAUCCACUUCUUCCUCCUGUUCCUGCUCUACUGGUCACAGACUCUCCCUCAUUGAUUGAAACCAGUGAAGUGGUUAAUAGCAGCAGCUCGUCCAGUGAACGUGGGAAUAGCCCCAUUCCUGAAAUAAACGAGGAAGUUGCUACUACUGAGACCGGGACACCGAGCUGAGUAAGAUCCAGUUACCUGAGGAAGAAGGCUUUCGUGUGCUAGUAUUCGUUCAGGUAAUUUAUAACUGUUCUUUAUAUAUAGUAUAUUCUUACAGGUUUGGUUAUGGUGUGUUUUUAAUACAACAAGACAACAGAGUUUUGGUGGGUAAAUAUAACGAUAAUUGUUAUACGUUUUUGGGUUUAAAUCUUUUUAAUUUGGUUUACUUCUACAGAUUGUCUCUAUAUUUUGUUAAUGUAUUCACUUUCGAAAACAGAUCAUAUUUGGUAUUAAUACUAUGAGCUAACAGUUUCUUCA
Raphanus sativus (radish) is the source of this 1634-nucleotide messenger RNA. RefSeq lists its product as uncharacterized. Lineage: Eukaryota; Viridiplantae; Streptophyta; Magnoliopsida; Brassicales; Brassicaceae. Gene Ontology annotation, biological process: endoplasmic reticulum tubular network organization. Bases 123 to 1340 code for a protein of 405 amino acids. Gene Ontology annotation, cellular component: endoplasmic reticulum tubular network. The transcript is spliced from 6 exons. The record is from RefSeq and is a predicted model, not a curated record.